Molecule: messenger RNA, 1121 nt
Organism: Candoia aspera
Lineage: Eukaryota; Metazoa; Chordata; Lepidosauria; Squamata; Candoiidae
Gene: CLDN12
Product: claudin 12
Exons: 3
Coding region: 192-929 (245 amino acids)
Cellular component (GO): plasma membrane
Source: RefSeq, a predicted model, not a curated record
ACAGUCCCAGGAAGCUUUGGGCAGACCUGGAAAAGGCAGCCACUUCCUGAAAAACUGAGAGACCGAAGAUGGAUUCGGGUUUGUAAUUAUGUGCAUCGUGCAUGGGAAGCAGAUACAUUGGUCUACUUAUAUGAGUUCUUCUAUUAAUCUGAAUUUAAUUACACCUCUAGGAACCCUUUUCACUGGCGGGAAUGGGUUGCCGGGAUGUUCAUGCUGCGACGGUCCUAGCCUUCCUCUCUGGAACAGCUGCCUUGUCAGGACUCAUUGCUGCCGCGCUGCUUCCAAACUGGAGACAGAUGCGACUCUACACCUUUAACAGAAAUGAAAAGAAUGUGACCGUUUACACCGGGCUGUGGAUUAAGUGUGUUCGCUCUGAUGGGAGCAAAGACUGUGUCAUUUAUGACACUGAGUGGUACACAGCAGUUGAUCAGCUGGAUUUGCGUGUCCUCCAGUUGGCUCUUCCCAUUAGCAUGUUGACCACAGUCUUGGCCCUCUUCCUCUGUUUAAUUGGCAUGUGUAACACGGCCUUUGUAUCCACCGUGCCCAACAUCAAGCAGGUCAGAUGUCUCAUCCACAGUGCAGGCUGCCAUCUUGUGGCAGGCCUCUUUUUUCUUCUUGCGUGUGUCAUUUGCCUGAUACCGUCAGUCUGGGUCAUCUUUCAUAAUCGAGAGCUGAACCAAAAAUAUGAGCCUGUUUUCACCUUUGACAUUUCUGUAUACAUUGCUAUUGCCAGUGCAGGUGGCUUAUUAUUUACAUCCAUUCUCUUAUGCCUCUGGUACUGUGCAUGCAAGACACUCCCUUCCCCUUUCUGGCAGCCUCUGUACUCGCAUGCCCCUAGCGUGCACAGCUAUGCUUCCCACCCGUAUUCUGCACGGUCACGGCACUCAGCCAUUGAGAUUGACAUCCCUGUGGUUACACGUACUUCUUAAUGGGUUGAGAAAGCCAAACACUCCUUUGCAUAUUCUACCUUUAUUCCAGCGCUUGCAAGUCAAGUGCUUUCCAACAGCUUAGCAACUUCUACAACUAUAGCAAGGGUGUGUAGUUUGGUGACUUUUAUUUUCAUUACCUAGAUCAGAGUUUCUCAAUCUUGGCAGCUUAAAGAUGUGUGGACUUCAACUCCC